AUGUUCGAGAACUUCAACUUCGACGUCACCGUUGAGCAGCUGCAGGCCUAUCAGCAGUGGGAGGCCGCUAUCAUGCAGAACCUCCACAACCUGGGCAUUGAUCCGGGCACAUCGUUUGAGCCACUUGUCAUCGACCCUGCUCUCGAGCAAGCUGUCCAUAUGCAGGCCAUGAACAACGUCGCUGUUGCUCCUCAGGCCCAGCAGAACAUCCAGGUUGCCCCCGUUGCCCCUCAGGAACCCAUUGCCCAGGGUAUCCAGAACAACGGCGACAUCGGCUUCCCUACCUUCGACCCGGUCCAUCUUGAUGCCAACCAGCUCGCGAACAUCGUUUCUGCCGACACCGCCAAGGUCGAGCAAGCUACCGACUCUGACCACGACACCGGGAUUGCCUCUGACGACGACGUCGACGCCGAGGGCGAGCCUGCCGACUUCCCAGGUCUCAUCGGCUUUCCCAACCCCGUCCCCAUGGCAUCCGAGGAUGUCGCAGCCCUUGUUCGCCUCAGCGCUCUUCCCACCGACCAACUUUCUCAGGUCAUCCUUGAUCUCCAAAACAGCCUCCGGCUCAGGGAGAUCAGCAUGAUGCCUGGUGAGGAGAUGGACAUUGACCAGCCCGAGCAGAUUGACGGCAUCCCCACCUUUGCCGACGCUCCUCUCUCCGCAACCAACGACAUCCAGAACGUUCAGGUCCAGGCCCAACCUACCCACAACGCCAACCGUCCUCGCCCUGACAUCAGAAGCUUCCCCCCUCCUGACCACACUCGUGAGUCUCGGGAUCAGUACUUGAUCGAUCGCCGGGCGGAUGGGUACACGUACCGGGAGAUCAAGGAAGCUGGGGGUUACGAUGAGGCGGAGCCGACCCUUCGGGGAAAAUGGCGAACUCUCACAAAGGAGCCGGAGCAGAGACUCCGGAAGCCCAAGUGGGAGCAACACGAUCUUGAGUUGCUUCGCACUGUGACUUACCGAUGGUUCACCGACAACAACAAGCAGGUCGGAGAUGCGCGACCUCCUUGGAAGAUUCUGGCCCAGGAGAUGUUCGACGAAGGUGCCAGUUACCACUUCGGCAGCGGUACUAUCUCCAAGAUGUGGGAAGUCGUCCACGCCCGCGACCGGGACAACGCACUCCAGGAGAUCGCACUUGCCAACGCCAACUCCAACGUUUGA
Messenger RNA from Fusarium keratoplasticum, 1161 nucleotides. RefSeq lists its product as uncharacterized. The record is from RefSeq and is a predicted model, not a curated record. NCBI's taxonomy places the organism in Eukaryota, Fungi, Ascomycota, Sordariomycetes, Hypocreales, Nectriaceae. The coding region runs from base 1 to 1161 and encodes 386 amino acids. The transcript is spliced from 3 exons.